GACUUAUUAUCUUCUUACAAAGUGAUUUUCUUAUUUAUUAAGUGGGUUGAAGAUAGAUUGAAGAACAAGGACAAGGACUACGGAAGAAGAGGGUAACAAUAACAACAAACACAUUAACACAAACCAUAGUAUGUGUUACUUGGUCUGAUUCCGAGUCUUUCGAGUCUAUAAGUUCCAUAAUAAUCGCUUCCUAAAAUCCAUUUUUCUGAUUCUAUAAACUGACUUGAGUCAACACAACCAAACACAUCACAAAAAUGGGUUCGGGAAGCAGAAACUACUCUGCAAAUCCGAACGAUUACAGGCUUCUAGAAGAAGUCGGUUACGGUGCAAGCGCAACGGUUUAUCAUGCAAUCUACAUCCCUUACAACGAAGAAGUUGCAGUGAAAUCUCUCGAUCUAGAUCGAUGCAAUUCAAAUUUCGAUGAUAUACGAAAAGAAGCACAGAUCAUGAGCUUAAUUGAUCAUCGUAACGUUGUUAAAUCGUAUUGUUCAUUCGUUGUGGAUCGUAAACUUUGGGUGAUUAUGCCUUUUAUGGCUCAAGGUUCUUGUUUGCAUCUAAUGAAAACUGCUUAUCCUGAUGGAUUUGAAGAAGAUGCUAUUGGAUCGAUUCUCAAAGAAACUCUUAAAGCUUUGGAUUAUUUACAUCAACAUGGUCACAUUCAUCGUGAUGUUAAAGCUGGUAAUAUUUUGCUUGAUUCUAAUGGUGAAGUCAAACUAUCUGACUUUGGUGUUUCUGCUUCUAUGUUUGAUACUGGUGAUCGUCAGCGUUCUAGAAAUACUUUUGUUGGUACUCCUUGCUGGAUGGCGCCGGAGGUGCUGCAACCUGGUACUGGUUAUAAUUUCAAGGCUGAUAUUUGGUCUUUUGGAAUUACUGCACUUGAGUUGGCUCAUGGUCAUGCGCCGUUUUCUAAGUAUCCUCCAAUGAAGGUUUUACUCAUGACCAUACAAAAUGCACCUCCUGGCCUUGAUUACGAUCGUGAUAGAAAGUUCUCGAAGUCUUUUAAAGAAAUGGUUGCUAUGUGCCUGGUAAAAGAUCAAACAAAGAGGCCGUCUGUGGACAAGUUACUGAAACACCCCUUCUUCAAACAAGCUAAGCCUCCAGAACUUUCUGUGAAGAAAUUAUUUGCUGACUUACCACCUCUUUGGACUCGUGUAAAAGCCCUGCAGCUUAAAGAUGCAGCUCAACUAGCACUGAAGAGAAUGCCUUCUGCAGAACAAGAAGCAAUAUCUCAGAGUGAAUAUAAGCGAGGAGUUAGUGCGUGGAACUUUGACGUUGAUGAUUUGAAAGCUCAAGCUUCAUUGGAAAAUGAUGAUAUUGCAGAGAUAAAGGAAGAAGAGGAAAACAAGUUCUUCAUUUCCAGCAAGGAUACAAGUACUUCCCAGCUUAAUGUGGAGAAGAGGAAUUCAGAUAACUCCCAACAAGAUGACUUCACGUUACAAGUAGGUGACAAUGACGUACCACAGAGUGAUAAAGUAAAUGGAUCAAUUGCUGAGGCAACAACAUCUACUUCAGAGAAGGACGUGGGAACAAGCAAGAUUAAAACUCAGCCAGUCAAAUUUGGUAAAACCCAAAGCGGGCCGCUGGUGCCUGGCACAGUGCUUGGUCAUUAUUUACCCGAAAGAGGGCGUCUAUUUGAAAGGUUUGAGAAUGAAAAUCAGUUAUCAGGUGAGAAAAGUAAUCGGGAUAUGCGACGAGCUCCAAGCUUUAGUGGUCCAUUGAUGCUUCCAAAUCGAGCUUCAGCAAACAGUUUGUCGGCCCCAAUAAAAUCCUCUGGAGGAUUCAGAGAUUCCUCAGAUGAUAAAUCUAAGGCUAAUCUAGUGCAAAUUAAAGGGCGGUUCUCAGUGACAUCAGAAAAUUUAGAUCUGGUGAAGGAUAUUCCUGUAAGUUCUGUUUCACGCCGAUCUCCACAGGCUCCACAGGAUUCUUCACCACUGAGGAAAUCUGCCAGUGUUGGUGAUUGGAUGUUGGAUUUCAAACAACAAAUGCCAAUUGGACAAUCUUCCAAUGAUCUUGCAAGCAUGAAUAUUCCUACAUCAGUUAUUGUGCCUCACCUUCACAAUCUUUUCCAACAGACAUCUAUUCAACAGGAUCUUAUAAUGAGUCUGUUGAGUAGCUUGCAAAUUACUGAGGCAAAUGAUGCUCUUCAGAAUGGAAAGAUGCCACCAAUACCUCGCAGUCCAGAGAAUAAUGGCACUGUUGAUACUACAGCUUCAGAGAGAGAACUACAUUUGCUGUCCAAAAUUUCAGAACUUCAGUCUCGGAUGAUCAGUUUGACAGAUGAACUUACUUCUGAGAAGUUGAAACACAUGCAGUUGCAACAACAAGUAGCCGCUCACUACAGCCAGCAACAAAACGGGGAAAGAGAGGAAGGUGCAUGAGUGCCGAUAACAAUGAUAGUCUUUAGUGAAGUAAGUAUAUACACCAAGGGGAGUGCUGAUAAAUUAUAAGGUGCACUCCAUUCUCUCCCUCUGCUGAAGGGGCUUUGCUUUUUGAUGGUUGAUAAGAGUCAUGUAUCUUCUCCUGUCCAGGUUGCCUUGUUUUCAACAGGCCUUUGUAACAAUCUUAAAACCCGGCAAGUGAAAAUGAGCAAACUGAUCUUUCAAGGUUAAUCUCAUUAUUUAUUUCAUUCAAGAUUCAGAUGUAUAUAAGAUUCUCUUUUGUGUCAUACUGCAAUCUGCUAAAGUGCAGAUCAAUUAGGAACUCAAGUUAGGGGGACACAACCCCAAGGGAAAAGUAACAUCCCUACUUAUUAUGUUGUUUAUAUAAUAAUUAUUCCUAUAUCGGAUUUGAGUUUGUAUAGGUUUAUUGUAUUUUGCCUACCGAAUAAUAUUAGGUUUUGUACCCAAUGAAUCAAAUCAACUUAGUUAAAUGGUUUUCAACUAUUCAAAUCAA
Trifolium pratense (red clover) is the source of this 2892-nucleotide messenger RNA. RefSeq names its product serine/threonine-protein kinase BLUS1-like. NCBI's taxonomy places the organism in Eukaryota, Viridiplantae, Streptophyta, Magnoliopsida, Fabales, Fabaceae. Gene Ontology annotation, molecular function: protein serine/threonine kinase activator activity; ATP binding; protein kinase activity. Gene Ontology annotation, biological process: protein phosphorylation. Bases 255 to 2378 code for a protein of 707 amino acids. The record is from RefSeq and is a predicted model, not a curated record. The transcript has 18 exons.